Thamnophis elegans (Western terrestrial garter snake) is the source of this 1052-nucleotide messenger RNA. RefSeq names its product eukaryotic translation elongation factor 1 delta (gene EEF1D). Gene Ontology annotation, cellular component: eukaryotic translation elongation factor 1 complex; cytosol. The transcript has 8 exons. Gene Ontology annotation, molecular function: guanyl-nucleotide exchange factor activity; translation elongation factor activity. NCBI's taxonomy places the organism in Eukaryota, Metazoa, Chordata, Lepidosauria, Squamata, Natricidae. Gene Ontology annotation, biological process: translational elongation. Bases 101 to 1003 code for a protein of 300 amino acids. The record is from RefSeq and is a predicted model, not a curated record.
UGCGCGGCGCGUGCCAGCCUUCUUUCCGCCGGAGCGUGAGGCGGGGUGAGCAUCUCCCUCAGGCCGGCUGCCUCCUUGUCUUCCCGGCGACGCUGCGAGAAUGGCAACCCACUUCCUUAUGCACGAGAAGAUCUGGUUCGACAAAUUCAAGUACGACGAUGCUGAGAAACGGUACUAUGAACAGGUGAACGGUCCAGCCCGCAGCCCUUCCUGCCCGCAGGAGAACGGCGCCAGCACCAUCCUGCGCGACAUUGCCAGAGCAAGGGAGAAUAUCCAGAAGUCACUGGCCGGAACCACCAGCGGCCCCUCCCCCGCAGGGCCAGCCGGAGACCAAAAUGAGGUGGUCACCAGGAUUGCUAACUUGGAGGCAGACAAUCAACACCUUCGUAGUGUGGUCACCAACCUCCAAAUGGCCAUCUCCAAACUGGAGUGCCGCCUGAGCGUGCUGGAAAGGGCAUCGGCUUCCCACCAUCCUUCCCCGCCUCCACCCACACAGCACGUCACGCCCAUGAAGAAAGUUGAGCCCCUGGCCGUGCCGUGCAAGAAGGUGGUGCUCCCUUCAGCUGCCAUCAAAGAAGAAUCCCCGGGGGGUGCAGCCGCCGCUUCCUCCGAGGAAGACGAUGACAUCGACCUGUUUGGCAGCGACGAGGAAGAGGAGGACCAAGAAGCUGCCCGCCUUCGGGAAGAGCGGCUAAAGCAGUACGCCGAGAAGAAGUCGAAGAAGCCGGGCCUGAUUGCCAAGUCCUCCAUCCUUCUGGAUGUCAAGCCGUGGGAUGACGAAACGGACAUGGCCAAAAUGGAGGAGUUUGUGCGAACUGUUCAGAUGGAUGGCCUCGUCUGGGGAGCUUCCAAACUGGUCCCGGUGGGCUACGGCAUCAAGAAACUCCAGAUCCAGUGUGUGGUGGAGGACGACAAAGUUGGGACAGAUAUCCUGGAAGAGGAGAUUACCAAAUUUGAAGAUUAUGUGCAGAGUGUUGACAUAGCUGCUUUCAACAAGAUCUAACGGCAAACCCUUUACCCUUUCUAAAGCUAAUAAAUGGUUAAGAGUUGGA